UGGAGUCUCUUAUACAACAAGGAGGAUUUUCAAGAAGAAGCAUCAUGCUCGACCACGUCGAAUAUGUUGAUCACGAGGAGAUACUUAUUUAUGUAUGAUGAUGAAGACCUCAUCCUCACCUGGUGCCGAGAUAAACGGCUGCGCUACUUCUAGAACAUGUUGAAGCGUCAACAUGCCAUCAUCUUGAUACAGCGGACGAAAACCAACAAGUAUCUGUCAUGAUCUGUCCACAUCACGACUACUGAAUUCAGGCGCAAUCAUCACUAGAGGUGGCAGCGUUUCGACGACCUAUGACACGCUCAUCCCCAACGUAGUACUUGCCCAACUAUUUCCUGCAAUUUGCCUUCUACUUUCUCCUCGUCUACCACAGACUCAUUUUGGCAUUGGCACCACAACCGAUUGUCCUACCACUCAAUGAUAUAUACAAUGUAGUUUUGCGCAGCGAGUGUUUAUAUUUAUUCUUAUCGAGGAGCUUGACAGCACAUAGUCUUCAUCAUUGAUCAAAAAAAGCGUAGUAGAUAGGUAGGUGGACGACCACUUCGAAUUUUCGAUGAAGGUAGAAACAAGUAGAUGAGCAGCCUAGGUACGUAUGUAAGAUAUUGCCAAGCGCAUUCCCGCAUCCCCGAUUCUUUUCGUCCUGCCUCUGAAUCCUUAAAUGAUGUUUUUUGAGUUCUACCUCUUGUAAAAAGAAGUAGUAGUACCCUUGUUCUAAAUACCUAGUACACCAAGUACAUUUUCCGCUACUCUCUAUUUUUAGUUCUUCUUCUUGUAGUAUAAAAAAUUUUUAGUUUUAGAACAGAUGAAGAGCCUAGCUCUAGCAUUAAUCUAGCUUCAUCUUCAAAACAGCACCUAGAAGAAGCUGAAGAAUCAAAAUGCGACAAUCUCAAUCGAGUGCGCCCUCGAAUCGCGAGGCAAGAAGUCGGACUCCUGUUCGCGAGAGUCGCAGGAGUCCGACUUCUUGCCUCGCGAUUCGAGGACCAUCGUAAAAAAGUGUCUUCAACUGUUCCUGCUGAUGGUCACCAUUCACUACACAACGUAAAAACAACCAACGAGGUUACUACUAUGCAUAAAACCUAGACACCUACGAAUACACAAGAACCAAUUACAACUGAUUUUUUCAGUAGAGCGAAAAAAUCAAAAAAAAGUAGAAGUUCCACUUCCACCCCGACUACAUAUGCACCAAGUAAAAAAGUUCAAAGAUGAAGGAUUCAUUUCUUCUUUCUACGACAGAGUCUGUCCUCACGGAUCGCGAGGCAAGAAGUCGGACUCCUGGAGUCCUUCAUCAAUCUGCGGCUUGGCUGGAAUACUGUGCGGAAAAACAGCAAAGGAGAACUUCUUCUCUUACAACGACAACAACAAAUUGUACUAAAUCUUCUGAGACUAUAGGUGGCGCAGGUUUGCGGCCACUAUCCACGACGAAUGUAGCAUUGUCUUCAUCUACAGCUUCUAACUCUUCAUCUUCUACACCUUUUAGCUCAUCAACAGUUGGAGAUACUACUGGAGCUGGAGCAAGAAGAUUGCAGCAAGUAGGAGAAGCAAUGACGACAGGCGCAGAUGAUGGAUCAACACGUAGGUCUACGUGGUCAUCCGAUCUCCGAGUUUCUCCCAAUAAGAACGCUGCCGCGAACAGAAAUAGAGAUAUCAUGUUAUCAUCUCCGACUCCCGCACAAGUGUCAGAAAAUCUGAGAAAUAUGUACGAAUUGAAGAAUAAUAUUCCUCCUGCGCCCCCUCCCGCGACGUCAUCUUCAAGCUCUUCAAGGACUGUGCCUUCAUCAUUGGCGCCAGAGGGAGAGUCCGCCUCCUCUGUUGGUGUCGUGUCCUCUGCGCAAGAAGGGGAUCCAGAACACGCUGAGGAAAUCGUUGCGGAUAGAGAUGAAGAAGAUGUUUUUGGAUUACGAAGACGAAGUAGGUGGAAUUAUGAGGAUCAUGUUGAUCGAGAGGCACAUGAAGAUAAAGAACAUCAAUAUAAACAUCAACCACGACAUCAAGAGGAAAAAGAUCAUUUCGAAGUAGUAGAGGACCAAGUAGUAGACCCAUCUGCAGCUGCAGAGCAGGCAUUUCGUCGUGCUGCACGUGAUCGUGCCAAUCGCACUCUAGAUGCGUUUUUUCUUCGAGAACUUCUGCCAGACGAGACCCGCACUUUCCUCGUAGACGCUAUGACCUUGAAGUUUCUAGCUCUGGCGUAUCUCCUGGCAGAGUUUGGCAGCAGUCUAAGGCUUUUCGGCUCCGUGGGUCUGAGCGUCGCGAUGGCGCUUGGUCAAAUGGUCUGGUUUGUAUUAGGAAGUGCAGCUCGUCAAGUCGCGCUGUCUGCGUCGGCUUCUAGCAAAAAACGCACAGGAGAAGCCGAACAAGAUCAGGAGAACGAGGGGGACGAUUUCGAACUUGAUGGACGCGCUGCGAUGGAGGUAGUACAGCUAGUUUGAUUGUAGUAGUACACGUACAGCUAGUUGUAGUGCUUCUGCUUGACGCAUGUUGUUGCACUUCGUGCAGUUUCAAAAUAUCCUCAUUGAUUUGAGAAAUACAACGACUUGCUAUGUGAUCUAGAAUUUUUCUUUAGAUGAGCGGUUAGUCUUAUAGUUGUACAUCACGGUGACACCUCAACAUGAUCUACCUCCACGACUCAGACUGCCUCCAAUGAAGCAACUUACCAAGCUCGUGACGGGGAUGAGUGGUUGCUAAACCGGUAUGUGCUCACCUGUUGGCCUUGUAGUGACCUUGACGAUGAGAAGGACGGGUCCUCUCCGGAAGGGUCCUCUCCUGAGAAUGACACUGCUGAUCACGUCAAUGGAAAUCAUGAUCUUGAUCAUGAUGUCAACACUGGAACAAGAAGACGUAAUGAAGACGUAGAUGUUGACGUCAAAGUCAACAAUGGAUAUGGAACAAGACGAGGUAAAAAUGACGUUGUAGUACGCGAAAUCGAUAAAGCGAGACAGCUCUUUUCAGUCUUGCUCACUUCGAGACGGCAACGGUUUGCGCACAUCAACGACCGACGCUCACAAGUCGUGCUUCUUGUGUCGGAACUGGAGGAAAGAAGACCUAGACUAGCACCGGGAAGAACCGAACCAGAGGGAGAGCAGCUGGACGCGGUGCCACCUCGACCAGAAGGACAAUACGUUGAAGAUGAAAAGCAGGAUGAAGGUAGUGACGAUCUUCAUUGCUUGGAAACGAAAAAUCAUCAAGGACAACAGGGCCACUUGAAAUUGGAGUUGGCUCAACUAUCGAUCGCGGAAGGGCUUGCGCGUUUUCUGCUUGUUGCCGCAACUCUCUUUUUCGGGAUUUUCUUGCCCUAUCAGACGGCCAUGGGACUCAUACAAUGUGUGCGCACUAUACUGGAAAACGUAGAGCAGGCGGUCAGGGCAUUCUUAGUGCGACGGUUCCGCUUCGUAGGAACUGUGGACGAGGUGAUAAACACGUUGUAUCUGGAAAAUUAUGAUACGUGAGAGCACGUUUAUCUUAGCCCUCAAGACCUUGCUCUUGUUCUUCUUCUGGCACAAAAUAACAGGACGACGCCAAGGGCUGCAGCAUCUCUAGAUAAUUUUAGCUAUUUAUUUCUUAGUUGUUCAAUCUGCUCCUAGUACUCGGCUUUCUUCAUUUCUGAGUCGUGUACACGAGUCGUGUUGAGAGAAUCAUGCUCGUUCCUCCCUCGACACGUUCAUGCUGAAUCACCAGAAGAUAUUUAUAAGGCAACAUGGUGAAUCACCAGGAGAUCAGUUUUGUCUUCCCUUAUAAAUAUAGUUGAUGAAGACGGAAAAAAAUAUCACUAGACUCUAACAUCUGAACACCAUGUGCAUCGCAACGGACAUGGUACAGGCGUGGACCCGGAAUUUGCAGAGUCGAGACAAGAGUUUAGUCAAGCCCGUGGAACGUGUGAUGCAGGCAUUGGAGAAGGAAAUGAGUAUCUUAUGGUUCUUUUAGAGUCGUACUCUUUAUCAACAACCUUAUUAAUUUAAAUGAAUCUAACAAGCUACUCCUGAUCUUUACAGCAUUUAAUAAUCGUUCGUGCCUUUUAUACAUUCAAUUGUGAAAGAGAUGAAGAAGACGGAAUUUUUGCAUCGAUUUUUUUUGAAUCAACAAGUAGAAGGAUGAUGAUGAAGUAGUUAUAAUAUUAGUACCUGUUCCACUUGUACUAGACAGAUCUAACAGGGUGCUCAUCUCGUACUCGUUCAUCUUGAUGUUGUCCUGGUGCUAAAGAUUCAGAAAAAAUUGGUAAACAAUAACAUUAACAACGAAAUCGAUUUUCUACUUCUACUAAGAAUGAUGAAAGUCCUCGCUUCUUCAUUGCCAUUGUUCGCUUUUUAUCUCUAAUACUCCAAUCCAACGAGAACAUCAAUCGGGUGAAUUCGCUUUGGAAGAACCUAAACUUGUACCAUGAAGUGUACAACCAUUUCCAUGCCAUGUCGCCGCUUCGUUAUCUUUAAGGCUUGCCGUUUGUUCCCUAAUGCUAAAAAUUCAUGUUGAUGUUGAAAAGCAUCUUUGAAUCCGUAGCUUUAUUAUUCCAGAGGGAAACAGGUCACACAUGAGACUCUCACGAACAUGUCGUGUAUAUUCUUUCACAUCAUUUUUGGGUAGGAAUAUGUAACAAAAAGCAGCUGCAGCUCUAACAUCUCCUUUCGCUUGUGGUUUUUAUGCUCGUAAUAGGUUUCACCGUGAAUCUGUUCUGGCGCAUUCCUUGGAAAGAACGGGAGGAACGACUCGUAGCUAGUAAGAAGAACUUGAUGAAGAGGUUGCGUGAGGAAAAAAGAAGCGAGAUGGAAUUAGAUUGUACUGUUUGUUGGGUGAAACGACGCGAAGUCGUCUUCGUCGCUUGCCGACAUCUGGUGUGCUGCGAAAGCUGUUUGCAGACACUUCGAGGUGUCUGUCCAAUAUGCCGUACCAAAUCGAGACAAUACAUGCCUGUGUAUGUCAGUUAGCGACUUCUGGUGGACAUGUAGUUGGCUGGAGGUGCAGGUGGACAUGGACAGUGGGGUCCUCUUGGACUUGGUUCUAGAACGACUCACCUGUGAUCGCAGAUGGGAAGAUGUUGUAAACUACAAGGUUUGGACAUCGGUCAUGAUCAUGAUCUGGCAACGGCUUUACUCAGGUCACCUGCCCCCUCGGUGUUCGUCGACUUUACACAGUUCACCCAUCAUCCUCGGAGGCGAGCAGGUGCCGGUGGGGCUCGUUGUGCAGGAUCCAUAACCUAACCUAGCCUCAAAGUCUUCAAGUUGCACUCUGGUUCACUGACGGGCCUCGUUUGCCUAUGAGUACUAUGACUUCUAUCUUUCUUAGACCAGUGCUCACCACGUGGCGCGCAAAUGGUGGAUGAAGUAGGAAGUUGGGGGUUCUUCAAUGGAUAAGGAUAU
Molecule: messenger RNA, 5342 nt
Organism: Amoebophrya sp. A25
Lineage: Eukaryota; Dinophyceae; Syndiniales; Amoebophryaceae
Source: the annotation of a GenBank genome assembly